UCAUGGGCACUGUUCAAGCGUAUAUUUUAGAGGGUCUUCCUCAUGUCGAUUGUUUGUCUGUGUUUCUAAAAUGGGCAUUUAAUGAAGGGCAAGAGAAACAACAUCCAAACCUUGUAAAAAUUGGGGACGACAUUGUAAAGAAGUGUAAUGGAGUUCCUUUGGCGGCAAGGACUUUGGGGAGCCUACUUUUCUCAAAAUUUGAGCAAAGGGAUUGGUUAUAUGUGAGAGAUAAUGACAUAUGGAAAUUAGAACAAAAGGAAGGUGAUAUUUUACCUGCUUUAAGGUUGAGUUAUGAACAAUUGCCCUCUUACUUAAAAUGUUGCUUUGCAUACUGCUCAAUUUUUCCCAAGGGUCGUGUGCUUUAUAAUGAAGACUUGGUUUACAUGUGGAGCGCACAAGGGCUCAUUGAACCAUCCAAAAAGAAGCAAGAGUUGGACAACAUCGGAGACAUCGGAAACAGAUAUAUUAAAGAAUUGUUAUCGAGAUCCUUCUUUCAAGACUUUGAAGAUUAUCAUUUUUAUUUUACAUUUAAAAUGCAUGAUCUGAUGCAUGAUCUUGCAUCACUCAUAUCACAACCUGAGUGCACUGUCAUAGAUCGUGUAAACCCUACCGUCUCUGAAGUGGUUCGCCAUGUGUCAUUUAGUUAUGAUUUGAAUGAGAAAGAAAUCUUAAGAGUUGUUGAUGAGCUUAACAACAUUCGUACAAUUUAUUUCCCCUUUGUGUUGGAGACAUCACGUGGUGAACCAUUUCUUAAAGCUUGCAUCUCAAAGUUCAAAUGCAUUAAGAUGCUAGAUUUAGGGGGUUCGAACUUUGACACAUUGCCAAAUUCUAUCAGUAAUCUAAAGCAUCUCAGAUUUCUCAACCUCGGUAACAAUAAGAGGAUAAAGAAACUUCCAAAUUCAGUAUGCAAGUUAUUUCAUCUGCAAUCGUUGUGGCUUUCCAGAUGUGAGGGAUUCAAGAAUCUGCCCAAGGAGUUUGGGAACCUCAUCAGUUUGAGGCAUUUAAUCAUCACCACGAAACAGAGGGCUUUGACAGGGAUAGGACGCUUGGAAUCUCUUCGUAUUUUAAGGAUUUUCAAAUGUGAAAAUCUAGAAUUUCUGCUUCAAGGGACGCAAAGUCUCACUGCCCUUCGGUCAUUGUGUAUUGCAAGUUGUAGGAGUUUGGAGACUUUGGCACCUAGCAUGAAACAACUGCCCUUGUUAGAGCAUCUCGUGAUUUUCGAUUGCGAAAGGCUCAAUUCACUGGAUGGAAAUGGGGAAGACCACGUUCCAGGGCUCGGGAAUCUACGGUAUUUGCUGCUUUUAAAUUUACCAAAGUUGGAGGCAUUGCCAGUGUGCAGCCUCACAUCCCUUGACAGACUUGAGAUUGAAGAAUGCCCUCAAUUGACUGAAAGAUGCAAGAAAACAACAGGGGAGGAUUGGCAUAAAAUCUCUCAUGUCUCAAAGAUAUAUAUUGAUGGCGUCAAAACACCAGAAAAUUAAGCAAGGAGAUCCACUCAGAGUGAUGAUGAAGCCUAAGAUGGAUUUGAGCAAGACACAUUCUUUUUUCCUUUUUUUCUUUUUGCCUUUCAAGUAAAAGCAGUUUAUUCAUUUAUGUAAUUUCAUCAAUUGGGGGAGUGUUAUUGAACAGAAGUCUGGACUCUAUUUAUUUUCCGUAAAUAUAAAGGUUAAGCCACUUCUCUUCAA
Molecule: messenger RNA, 1685 nt
Organism: Vitis vinifera (wine grape)
Lineage: Eukaryota; Viridiplantae; Streptophyta; Magnoliopsida; Vitales; Vitaceae
Product: disease resistance protein RGA2-like
Exons: 2
Coding region: 3-1481 (492 amino acids)
Biological process (GO): defense response to other organism
Molecular function (GO): ADP binding
Source: RefSeq, a predicted model, not a curated record